AUGAUCGCAUUCAAGACCCGACACCAAGCAGCUCUGGUUUUGCUGGCAGUUCUGCUGCAGGGUGUGUUCAUGGAGAGCAACCAGCUGCAUUUACUGCUCAUGGCUUCUGGUGGUGCGAUCACAGUGGCGGUGAUCCAUUUCCUCUUUAUGGGCAUGUGUCGGACUCCAUGGGAAUCGGUUAUACUGCUCCAACGCAUCAUCGUCACGGCAUUUAAGACGUUCGUGCAGUUUGCGAUACGACGUUGCACUAUCAAAUUCCCAAAUUGGUCGUUGCGCUUUGAACUUCUCCACUCGAUGAUCAGCGUGUGUACCGAGUCGUUCGGUGAACGGAUGGCGACUCAGAAGCACGCGCAGUGGAUUCGAGCUCAAAGUGACGUAGUGGGCUCGAUUCUCGGCUGGUUUUCUUGUUGCCAACUCAAUCGAAGCCUUGAGGCUGUACACUUCAACGGAUUGGAGCACGUGUGGCUUUACAACAAGCAACGGCGUCAGAAUAAAGCCAAACGUUUGGUGGUGCUCUACAUGCAUGGUGGAGGCUUCGCAGUGCUCAGCCCGAGACUCUACAUCUCACUCGGUGCUGUGUUAGCCUCCACGAUCGAAAAGGAGUUGAGUAAGUUGACCACCGAAGGUCUCAACGUUGACCUCCUUCUGGGGAACUACCGUAAAGCCCCAGAGUACUGUUUUCCCACUCAACCGGAGGAUGCCGUGACACUGUACGAGAACUACCUGCUAAAGCACGAAAACCUCUCGCCGUCGCAGAUCAUCCUCGCAGGCGACAGUGCCGGUGGAGGCCUCGUCAUGUCGAUACUACUUCGUUUGCGUGAAUCCCACCCAGAAAAUUUACCCCUUGCUGCCAUGUUAAUCUCUCCAGCCGUCGACCUAUCGGGUGAUGAACCUGAUGCCCCGGGCUGUUUCCUAGCGCGUGAAAUGUGUAAAGCAUUCAGCUCCGCCUACCAUCCAAGCUACGCUGAUCCAAGCAAGUGGGAAGACGCUUCCUCGGCCCAAUGCGAUCUCCACGGUCUCCCACCGGUUUUCCUACAAACUGGUAAACUUGACUAUAUCUUCCAGCACGGUGCUCGUCUAGCAGCUAAAGCUAAAUCUGAUGGCGUCACGAACUGGGAGAUCGAUGUACACGAGGAUAUGCCGCACGUCUUCUCCAUUUUCCCCACGUUCGUCCUCCCAUACGCCCAAGUGGGUGUCCAGAAUCUAGCAACAUUCGCAGCUAAACACUUUCUAACGGCUAGAUCUAACUAA
Molecule: messenger RNA, 1251 nt
Organism: Phytophthora nicotianae INRA-310
Lineage: Eukaryota; Oomycota; Peronosporomycetes; Peronosporales; Peronosporaceae
Exons: 1
Coding region: 1-1251 (416 amino acids)
Molecular function (GO): hydrolase activity
Source: RefSeq, a predicted model, not a curated record